AUGUUUCGCCAGAAGUUCUCCAAGCGCACAUAUGCUGUCGAGCCCAUCCCCUUCAUGAACGAGGUCUUCGUCUCCGGUCCCUUCAAGUCAGCGAAGGUGGGCAGCACGUCCGACUCCACCUUCACCACUCGCCACAAUGACGGGCCGUAUGCUCUGCUUCCGUUCUACAGACCCGGGUCAACGUCGCUGCUGCGGUGGUAG
Messenger RNA from Ectocarpus siliculosus, 201 nucleotides. The record is from the annotation of a GenBank genome assembly. Lineage: Eukaryota; Phaeophyceae; Ectocarpales; Ectocarpaceae.